Molecule: messenger RNA, 4550 nt
Organism: Sebastes umbrosus (honeycomb rockfish)
Lineage: Eukaryota; Metazoa; Chordata; Actinopteri; Perciformes; Sebastidae
Gene: pax7a
Product: paired box 7a
Exons: 9
Coding region: 420-1937 (505 amino acids)
Biological process (GO): regulation of transcription by RNA polymerase II; anatomical structure development
Molecular function (GO): RNA polymerase II cis-regulatory region sequence-specific DNA binding; DNA-binding transcription factor activity, RNA polymerase II-specific
Source: RefSeq, a predicted model, not a curated record
CGCUCCUCUGUCUCCUCCUACGACAUGCACCAAAGUUGUCCACUUAAACUACUUCCAACCAGCCAGCAGACAUUAUACUGAACCCAAAACUACACCAAGGGGAAAAAAGAAUAACAUUUAUUCCUCCAACUCAGAUAACACAACUUUAAGCGCUCCAUUUUUUGCAGACGUCCCUGUGUAAAAGGGAUUUAUAUUUUAUUUGUAGCAGCUGUUAUUUUUUUUUAAUAUAUAUAUUUAUAUAUAUUUUGGCACGUUCAUCGAGGAGAGCAUCACUUAUUUUUCCCCUGGUGGAAGAAGGGCUCGUCCAGUUGGGAUUUGGGAUUUGACAGCAGACUGAGCAUCAUAUUGAUCAUUUUUGAAGACAUCCCGUUUUUUGACUUUGGACUGGAGUCCGUUUUGUGGUUCGUCCAACCGGCCAGAUGAUGGCUGCACUACCAGGAACGAUGCCUCGGAUGAUGCGCCCUGCUCCGGGCCAAAACUACCCGAGAACCGGCUUCCCUCUGGAAGUGUCCACUCCUCUGGGCCAGGGCAGAGUGAACCAGCUCGGCGGUGUGUUCAUCAACGGGAGGCCGCUGCCAAACCACAUCCGACACAAGAUAGUGGAGAUGGCCCACCACGGGAUCAGACCUUGCGUCAUCUCGCGACAACUCAGAGUCUCUCACGGAUGCGUCUCCAAGAUCCUCUGCAGAUACCAGGAGACCGGAUCCAUCCGUCCAGGAGCCAUAGGAGGCAGCAAGCCCAGGCAGGUGGCAACUCCUGACGUGGAGAAGCGGAUCGAGGAGUACAAGAGAGAAAACCCCGGCAUGUUCAGCUGGGAGAUCCGGGAUAAGCUGCUGAAGGACGGGGUGUGCGACAGAAGCACAGUUCCUUCAGGUGAGGCUUCAUCUGUGAGCUCCAUCAGCCGCGUUUUGAGGGCCCGAUUUGGCAAAAAAGAUGACGAGGAUGACUGUGAUAAGAAGGAUGAAGAUGGAGAAAAGAAAACAAAGCAUAGCAUCGAUGGCAUCCUCGGUGAUAAAUGUAACCGCACAGACGAAGGUUCAGAUGUAGAUUCGGAGCCCGACUUGCCCCUGAAGAGGAAGCAGAGACGCAGUCGCACCACCUUCACCGCCGAGCAGCUGGAGGAGCUGGAGAAGGCUUUUGAAAGGACACAUUACCCCGACAUCUACACCAGAGAGGAGCUGGCUCAGAGGACGAAGCUCACAGAGGCCAGAGUACAGGUGUGGUUCAGCAACAGGCGAGCUCGGUGGCGUAAACAGGCCGGGGCCAAUCAGCUAGCGGCCUUCAACCACCUGCUUCCUGGAGGAUUCCCGCCAACAGGGAUGCCAAGUUUACCCACAUACCAGCUACAAGAGUCCGGCUACCCCGGCACCACGCUAUCGCAGGAGGGCAGUACGUUGCACAGACCCCAACCCCUGCCUCCGUCCUCCAUGCACCAGGGAGGCCUGACUGCUGACGGAAGCUCCGCUUACGGUCUCUCGUCCAACCGCCACGGCUUCUCCAGCUACUCCGAUACUUUCAUGAGCCCCUCGGCGUCCGGCAACCACAUGAACUCCGUUGGCAACGGGCUCUCCCCACAGGUGAUGAGUAUUCUGAGUAACCCCAGCGCCGUACCCUCCCAGCCCCAGCACGACUUUUCCAUUUCCCCCCUGCACGGCAGCCUGGAGAGCUCCAACCCCAUCUCAGCCAGCUGCAGCCAGCGCUCUGACAGCAUCAAGGACAGCCUGGCUUCCACCCAGUCAUACUGCCCCCCCACCUACAGCGCCACCAGCUACAGCGUGGACCCCGUCACUGCAGGCUACCAGUACAGCCAGUACGGCCAGACUGCUGUGGACUACCUGGCCAAGAACGUGAGCUUGUCCACCCAGAGGAGGAUGAAACUCGGAGACCACUCGGCGGUGCUGGGACUGCUGCAGGUGGAGACGGGACAGGCCUACUAAAGCCCUCCCACCCCACCCCUAGGUCGCACCCUGCGCCACUCUCCUCCGCCCUCUGCCACCCUCCUCCAUGCUCCAUCAAGUCUGGACUCCCAACUCCAGCUCGCUCUGCAGCCGGGCCAUGACAUCAGCGCACAGACACGCAGCCUCGCUGAGAGAAAGUGACGCUCGCGAGUGUGACAAAAGCACAUCGGGGGAAUGGAACUAAAGUUUUCACGCCAUUGUCAACCACCAGGCGGCUCUGCACCCUCUCUUCUCAACCUUUUAGGCGUCCCUGCCUGCUCCCUGUACUCUCCUUCCUCCAGCCCCAAACCCUGCUUUGUUUUCCCCCAGAAGGCCAGACGGGACCGAAGAUCACCCGAGGAUGGUCGGCCGCCUUGGCCCGGGUUCCUGUUUGUCAUGGCUGCAGUCCAGCACACAUUUAGAGCCAUCAACAACAUGUACUUUGACCUUGCUGUUCAUAGUAGUUAACAAAGCCAAUAUCAUUUGAACGACUCUUAUUCUUGUUCCUUUUUGAUAUUGUUAAGAUUAUUGUUGCUGUUAUAUGAUUAUGGUUAAUGUGAUUUAUGUUGUUCUUUGAUUCCAUUCGUAUCUCUUUUCUCUGUUAGAUGUCGGUGUGUAAAACACGACUGGAUGAUGAGUGUCUGUUGCGUGUGCAUGUUUCGCGUGUCACACUAAGAGAGGAUGAUUGUUUUCCAAGCUGCUGCUCCUCUGCCUGUUCCCUGGGCUCUAAUGUUCGUGAGCGAUUUGACCUUCCCACUUUUCAUAUUCAUCUUGACAUUCCUAAAGAACUUGGCCACUCUGUGGGAAGUCUGGCUGGAUGGAUUCUGCAGGGAAUUAAAGCAGCGUUUUGGCCGCCAAUAGCUUUCCCCUUCUAACCUCCAUCCCAUCCUUAGCCGCGGUCCAUGGGGAGGGCGGCAUUGUUUGCAAAAACAGGAUUGGGGAAAUUAAUGUAUUUUGUUUAGAAAUAUGGACCUUGCCAAGGAGGGCUAACUCAAUCCCUCCCCCCCUCUACUCCUCUCAAAUCCCAUCUGCCAGGAAACCCUGUGUGACUUUAACAGUGUAAAGCAGAUUAAAAUCACACAAACAUAAUGUCAAAGCUAAUUCACAGUGACCCUUCCCAUUUACCAGCCAGUAUUUCUGUUUUUAUAUAGUGAUUAGCUCAUUUUGUAAAUGCACCUUCAGUUGGUUUCCGCUCUCUCGGACUAAAACAAGCAUUCCUUCGAAACAUUCCUCCGUCUCCAUCUACGAAUAAACUACAGGCAUUCCAGCGCUUUUCUGUUAUGAGAUUAAAAAGUACACAAGCUGUGCCAUUCACAUGCACUCUGGAAAAUCAGAUAAUCCAGUCAGUCGUGAAAGGGCACAGGUAACACCACUGAUUGGCCCCCCUCUCUGGUUUCGGACCCCCUCUAAUCCUCCGCUUCGACGUACUCACUGAAAUGUACAAAAAGAAGAAAAAGAUUUAGUGGACGAGACGUUUGUGUAGCACUCAUAGUUGACUUUUGACACGAUCCAGGACCAGUUUGUUCCCUUGAGAUGUGUGUGAUGUUUUCUUUGGCAUCAGCGUGACGAUGAUCUGGUCCUCAGUCGCCUUUCAAAAACUGUACAGUAGCUGGAGCAGAUUGUGUAUUGUUUGUUUAUAAAGAGUAUGUUUUAUACUAAAACAAAACUAUGUCGAGUGGUAGGUAAGCAAGGGAUCUGUGGAAGUAAAUGUUUGAUUUGAGUUUCCUUAACUGGCUUGUUUUCUGUUGGUUUUGUUUUUAAUUGUAUUUAAUUGGUUUAUCUGUUUUGACCAAAAGUUUUGUUCCUGUUUUUGGGCCCAGGUCAGAACGAAUUUGUAUAAAUUAGUAAAAUAUAAAUUCCAUAAAAAAAAUGUUCCAAUUAAAAAGUGUAUAAAAGAGGAUCAAACUGAGCUGAAUGGAAAGUGAAAGCUUGGAUAGACUCCCUGGACCACAGGACCGCUGUAUAUUAGAAGUGGUGGUUGAAAUGUGUGUUUUUGACCACCUGAUCUCACAGACUGAGUAUUAGUGCAGACCAGACUUGACUGGACCAUGGACCUGACACACCUGAACCCUGAGACUUUGGGUGUGGGACUUUACCAACGGUUCAGGACGGCGAUGAAGCUGGCGAACGCGGCCUCUCUGCUCUGGGAAACUGAAUCGAGUCACGUUUGAUUUGUGGACCAAUAAGACUUCAGGAGAAGAAGUCGAAGCAACGCUGACUCCGCACUGAAUCGCAGCAGCUCCGUCUGCUCCGCUUAGACGCCUCACUCAUGUGUAUAUUUUAAAAAGGAAGAAUUUUAGAAUCGUCUUUAGUGUAUCAAACCCAUUUCUAACACUUGCGUCAAUAAACAUUUGGAUAUUUAAAGCAUACGACUCCUUAUCCCCCCUCCCCGUCUGUUUGACCCUUAACCUGUUUAGUUGCUUUCUGACAUCUGUGCUUUGCUUUACUCCUUUUUCUGUUUCGCAUGUGUGUAUAUUAUCAUGGUAUAAUUUAUUCUGCUGUAUGAAGUAUUAGAGUAGUGGGAAACUUGUACUGGUAUUUACUACCUUCAGCCUGUUGGUGUGUUUACUGUAACACUGGCGUAACUGUUAUCAAUUAAAGAUCCAAAACUGA